Molecule: messenger RNA, 881 nt
Organism: Xenopus tropicalis (tropical clawed frog)
Lineage: Eukaryota; Metazoa; Chordata; Amphibia; Anura; Pipidae
Gene: uxt
Product: ubiquitously expressed prefoldin like chaperone
Exons: 6
Coding region: 43-486 (147 amino acids)
Source: RefSeq, a predicted model, not a curated record
GCGGGGCUGUGACGCAGGAGCCGCGGGGGGUGCCGGGAAGGGAUGGCGGGGCUGGGGCACAAGGUGCAGCGAUACGAGGCGUUUGUGUGGGAAACUCUCCGUGGGGAUCUGCGGAAGGUGCUAGAGAGCCGCGAUGCCGUGUAUGAGAAGAUCAGCCAAUACCUGCAGCUCAAAAACGUGAUCGAGAGGUUACAGGAGCUGCCCCCCGAGACGCUGCAGACACAGGUGGACCUGGGCUGUAACUUCUUUGUGAAUGCAGAAGUGCCCGACUGUUCCAGGAUCUUCGUGGCUUUGGGCUUUGGGUUCUACUUGGAUCUGACGCUGCCGGAGGCGCUGAAGUUCAUUGAGAAGAAAAACAAAAUGCUGACUGAGGUAAGCGACAGUUUGUCUAGGGACGCCGCGAGCAUCAAAGCCCAUAUCCGACUGGUACUGGAGGGUCUGCGGGAGUUGCAGGAGUUGCCGGAUGACACAAAGGUGCCAAGUUGACGGAGGGCAAAUAAAAGGGAACGCGCCGCUCUGCGCGCCGCCAUGUUGGGUUUGGCUGGUUUCUGUACUGACUGUGUGGCCCCCGCCAAGCUCCGGGGAGACUGUGUGGCCCUCGCCAACUCCGGGGGCUGCUUCUCACUGUAGAUAAUACACGCUGCACGUGUGACACGCCCGAAUUGGGCACGGAGGCAGCUCUUUACACUGGGCUAGGCGGGGCUAUUGCAUCCCGGGCACAGAAGUGACGGGGUUAAGUCAAACUGGGGUUCUGGGCAUAGGGAGCCCCCUGCACUUGUGGCCCCCAGACACGGCUAAAUGUGGCCCCUGAAUGUGUUGUAUCAUUUGCUCUUAUUUACAAAUAAAAAAAAAACAGUCCGACUGUCAAGCUUAACCCUUAA